UCUCCCUCUCUCUCUCUCACUCGGAAACGCCAUUAUCGCUCCAGCAAAGAUCUCAAGUCCUCUCUCUCCCUCCCUCUCUCUCUGUCUCUCUCUCUCUGGACAAGUGUGUGGUAUUAAGAAAAGAAAACGGGUGGAAACAGUGCAAGAAACAGCGCAGGGAGUCGAAUAAUGCAGCGUUUCAGAUUGAAUCUACCAUUGUCUUUGCUCCUCCUCCCCCUUCUCGUCUCCUCCUUCCCUUCAAUCUUCUCAUUUGAUAUCAGAAGCACCCAACUUCGACUUCCCGAUAAUGUUCUGCCGUUUCCAGAGGAUGGUGAUGGAGAAAUGGUUCAAUGGGAGCAACCCGGGAGGCAUCUUCUUGCAGACGAAAAUGAGGCGAAUUCCUCCUUGAUUUUGGCAGCAAAGAGGACCCGAAGGAAAGACCCCCUCGACAGUUUUAAAAUCUACACCGGUGGAUGGAAUAUCAGCAACGAUCACUACUGGGCUUCAGUGGGUUUUACGGCCGCUCCCUUCUUUGUGAUUGCUGGUGCUUGGUUUGUCAUCUUUGGGAUAACCCUCUCCUUGAUUUGUCUCUGCUACUGCUGUUGCCGAAGAGAGCCUUAUGGUUACUCGAGAGCCGCCUAUGCCCUCUCGCUCAUCCUCCUCAUUUUUUUCACGAUUGCUGCAAUAGUUGGCUGCAUUGUUCUGUACACCGGGCAAGGGAAGUUCCAUGGGAGUACGACCGGCACUCUCAACUAUAUUGUCAAACAGGCUAACACAACUGCCGAGAACCUGCGGAAUGUGUCAGAUUAUCUCGAAUCUGCAAAGCGAAUGGGGGUUGAUUCAGUCUUUUUGCCAACCAAUGUCCAGAACAACAUAGAUAGUGUGAAGACAAAGAUUAAUUCCUCGGCUGCUACCCUUUCUAGCAAGACGAGUGAUAACUCGCAAAAGAUUCAGGAUGGCUUGGAUGCAAUGAGGCUUUCUCUUAUUAUUCUUGCCGCUGUUAUGCUCUUCUUGGCGUUUCUUGGAUUCUUGUUCUCUGUGUUUGGAUUGCAAUGCCUCGUGUAUACCUUGGUGAUCCUUGGGUGGUUUCUUGUAGCGGCAACAUUUAUUCUGUGCGGUGUAUUUCUGCUUCUCCACAAUGUGGUUUCAGAUACGUGUGUUUCGAUGGAUGAGUGGGUUCAGAACCCAACUGCACACACAGCAUUGGACGAUCUGAUUCCAUGCGUGGACAAUGCAACUGCCCAGGAAACACUUUUACGGACCAAGGACACAACAUAUCAGCUGAUCAAUGUGGUCAACGGGGUCAUCACGAAUAUCUCGAACCGGAACUUCCCACCCAUGGCUCGACCCUUGUACUACAAUCAGUCGGGGCCACUGGUUCCAAACCUUUGUAACCCUUUCAAUGCCGAUCUCACGGACCGUGCCUGUGCUUCAGGCGAAGUGGACUUCAAUAAUGCUACAGAGGUGUGGAAAAACUACAAAUGUGAGGUCUCAUCGGCUGGGAUCUGCACGACAACAGGACGCUUGACCCCAGAUAUCUACAACCAAACCACUGCAGCUGUGAAUGUGAGCUACGGGCUCUACCACUACGGACCAUUCCUUGUUGGCCUCCAGGACUGCAGUUUCCUGCGACAGACCUUUACCGGCAUCAGCAAUGACCACUGCCCAGGUCUCAGGAAGUACUCCAAGUGGAUCUACAUUGGUCUCGUGCUUGUCUCUGCGGCUGUGAUGCUUUCCCUGAUCUUCUGGGUCAUCUACGCUCGGGAGAGGAGGCAUCGGGUGUAUACAAAGCAGUUUGACCGACGGUCCCCACCUCAGGAUCUCAAUAAAGCCACAUGAGAGGCUGAGUCUCAGGUGCUUAGUAGCUAUUACAUAUCAUCGUAUAUUUGAGUAUUAGAUUCAUAUGGUUCUUUUGUUGUUAGGUGCGAUCUCAUUAUGAAUCUCCGACUUGAGUAUUAGAUUCUUAUAGUUCUUUUGUUGCUAGGUGUGAUCUCAUUAUGAAUCUCCGAUCGAAAUGUUGUUGUAGCAUACGUAACUUAAAUAUAUCUACAGUUCCGAGAAGAACUUUGGUGAGUUGUACAGUAUGAAACCUUGAAUCAAGUUUGUAUGUGAAGAUGGCUACGAGUGGAAGUGCGUAUAAAGUUCAAAAUGAAAUAUCAUGUG
Molecule: messenger RNA, 2142 nt
Organism: Punica granatum (pomegranate)
Lineage: Eukaryota; Viridiplantae; Streptophyta; Magnoliopsida; Myrtales; Lythraceae
Source: RefSeq, a predicted model, not a curated record